ACUGCUCAGUGACGUCUAAUAGCACUUCAUUUAGUUUAUAGUAGUCUCCUGUUCUGCAGUGAUGGAAUAACCAUUAUGAGGGAAUCAGUAAUUGCAUCCACCCCAGCAAACCAGCAAGUGAAAGUGCACCCGGUAGAGCGUCAUUGGAGCAUCUAAUGAAGGGCUCCAACAGCCUCUGCUGCAGACAUGCAGCAGCCCACCCACCUGUGUAGAAAUAGCAGCCUGCCAUGCAGGUAAUUAUCAGGCCCCUCGUCUUAGACACCUGGAGCUCCACAGAGCCCCUUUACACCUUUUCCCCCGCGAGCCCCAUUUUGGAAGUGUUUACCUCCUUCACCUCCACGACUUAAAACACUUGAAUGACUUCAGUCUGAUGUGAGUCAGGUGUAAAAGAUGUCACAUACAGUGCAGUGGUGUGGAUCAUGAUUCAUCCUUUAGGUCCAGUCCUUCAUGUUGUGAUGUGCAUCUCUCACAAACCUCACACACUGUCCCCCUUUAAAAAAAAAAAACUUAAAGUAAACCAUCUGAAUUGCCAAUGCAGAUAGAUCUGGGUCUAAUUGACAGUUUCGUUCACGCUCCAGUGUUACAGCUUUUUUGCGCCAAUCCCUCUCCCCUUCCCCUUUUUCAUCGCUUUCAUAAUUGCCACCAACAUAAUGACACAGUUGCUGUGGCAACCGUGUCUCUCUUUUUCCUCUCUCUUACACACACACAUAAAGAAAAAGACGCACACUCUUUGGAUCUAAGAGGUCUUCCGCGGCUGCUUUUAUUUUCCUGAUGGAGACACAUCAAGAGUGGGAAGAUUGAUAUCUGCAGCACUGAAAGAAAGAAAGGAAAAAAACAGGUGGCAACAGUUCACGCUGUCCUGAUCAUCCAUCCUCUGCUACAAUAACAGGCUGCCAUCUGAGAGACGCUGAGAUACAGUGCGCAGGCUCUCUCCCAGCCAGCGCUCUUCUCCAGCAUCAAACCCCAGAGCAACGCACAGUGGACGCUCGGCCAACACGUUCCUGGUUUGAUUGUCGACGUUGUAAAUCUGAAGACAAUUCUGGAAAAUCAAGCAGAACAUUUAGAGACGACAGAAGAGAAAUUCUCCCGGAGAGAGAGAGAGAGAGAGAGAGAGAGAGAGAGAGAGACGAGGGGAGAGAGCUCUCUUUGAACAUUAGUCAGUGGGAGAACUGCUGCUUUGUGUCUCUCAUUUUUUCUCCUGCUGAACUCUCCUCAGAAGGUCAGAGGAGCAUGUAACUGAAACAAGUGGAGCCCUCAGUGAUUUCAGCAUUCUUUCUCCCCCAUCUGUGCCUACAUUCUCUGCUACAGAUAGGGACGUUUUGAUAAUUACAUAUAAUUAUAAUUUCUGUGGGAGACAGAUCUGCUUCUGUCUAUUAUUGCCAACACCUCCAACACAAUAACUUCACACAUUUACAUAUUUCUCAACAAAAGUGAUAUUCUUUGAACCUCGGAGACAAAUCAGGAAUAAUUUUACUUAGAGAGAGACAUGUCACAUGGAGAAGCAAUGUGCCAUUCAGUUCAUGUCUAAUUAGCGAUACAGUUGAAUGACACGGGCGACUUUUUGUGCCUAAAAGCUGAAUGCAGAACAUUUCAAAAUACACGACGUUUGCCUCGUUUUGAAAUGUGUUUUACAGGCUGGGAGUCAUUUUCUUGGUUUAUGCUUACUCCUGAUUUUCAGCUGUUAAAGUCUUCUAGCACUUAAGCCGAGCCACCCUCAUUAUCACCCCCCGGCCCAAUCACAGUAACAGUCUGUGCCAGGCGAGUACUGAUGCACAUUAAUCAAGCCAUAGAAAAGAUUCAGAUAAAAUACGUGGUGGUAUCUAUAGAUGUGACGCGUGCCUAGAACAAGUUAACAUGGAGAUGAGUCCCUGCUCCAGAGAAACGAGGCAUCACUGAUAGACAGUUUUCAUCAGUGGUGCAGUCUGUUAAUUCUAUUUGAUUGUUUACAAUGCCAAAAAACACCAAAUAUAUCAUAAGAUAUAUACAUUUCAGACAUUAAAAAAGUGCCAGUACUAAAUGUAUGUAAUGCCAGACUAAAAUAGUCGUCCAGGAAUAAAACAGAUAAAACAGUUUACAUUUGAUGAAACACAGGCCAUAGACUAUUGUUCAAGUGCCGUGAUCAGCACAUGAAUGUAUAGGGCUGCCACAUUUUAUUGAAAAUACCUGCUACUAAUUCUUACUGGCCUUUUGCGGUUACAAAAAAAACAAAAACAAUCCCGUCCAGCAGUACGUCACAUCUUUGUUCUUUUGUUCAGUGGGACAUGUAGGAAAAAGGCAUUAAGGACUAAAAGCAUGAAGAUUGUUGCUUUCAAUUUGUCCUUUUUACAACGAUGCAUCCAUUUUAGCGUUCUAGACUUGAGAGGUGUUUUUGGAGGGCAAAAGAUGAAGUCAUUACGCAUUCAGAGUUCCUUUCUAGCAGUAAAUUAAAACCAUUGGAACGCCAUUAUCAACAAUUAUUAAAGUGAUUUUAAUAGUGUUAGUCCCUUUUGUUUCUAUUGUUCCUGACCUUUUCUAUUAUUUCAACAUAUAAAUACUCAGUUUCUGACAAAAAAAGACUUCAAAUUACAUUAUCCAGCACUACUAAAUGAAAUUACUGAUACAUCAUCAAUAUCCAGUAGGUUGUACAUGCUACUUGAAUAUUUCACAUGCCAUUUUAGUGGGUUAAACUGCAAAAGCGGAUACAGUGUUGCAACUGCAUUGACUCAACAACAGAAAAUAGAUCUCUUAGUCAUGUAAAAAUGACGCCCACCACCAAUCUCAGAGUCCUUGCUGUCUCCCUGCUCUCCCUCCUUACUGCCCCACUCACCACUGUCGUGGAGACCUCUCCGUCCCCCCCUCCUCAGCACAUAAACCACUCAGGGAGGCCGUCAACCGAGCAGCCCAAAACUGGCUCCAGCCCCUCUCACCUGCUCCUUGCCAUGCAGGCCAAUAUCAAGCCAGCUGCUCUCAAAAGCAGGACCAAAACCCCAGAGAAACUUCCAGAAACCUCAGAAGGAGGAGUUCUGGAAACGCCUCCGAGACCCCUUCCCCAGGUCAUGUUCCCCAAAAAUGUGACUUCAGCAGAGGCUCUUGCACCUCCCUUAGGUGCAGCACAGGUGGCGCCCAUUCCACCCCGCCUGAUGGAUGUAUGGAUGGAUGUAUGUCGGGGUUAUUAUGACGUAAUGGGACACUUUGACAGCGCUUUCAACUGCUCCAAGGACACCUUCGUCUUUUGUUGUGGAACCUGCCACUACCGCUUCUGCUGUCCAGAGCGAAGUCGACAACUGGAGCAGGACAGCUGUAAAAACUAUGACUCUCCAGACUGGGCCAAGCCACAUACAGACUCCAUGAUUAUAUCAGAGGAAUUAGGUCCUGACCCAGACUUCGAUCCACUCAAGCAGCAAAGCCACAACACGGGCUUCGUCAUCGGAGGUGUGGUUGUGUUUAUGGUGGCUGUCGCUGUGGGCAUCAAGGUGGUCUUCAACAAGGUGCAACAGGAAGCCAACCAAAGGGACCUCAAUAUGCCCAGAGCUCUGGUUGACAUGUUGCGGCACCAAUCGAGCCCAGUCCAGCAGGACGAGAGAAACAACAGCGUGGCUCUGACUGUAGGGGAUGGAACAGGGACACUGGGGAGAGCUCCAAAAAAUCUGUACGCCCCAGGACUGCCAAGCAAGGACAACAGAUUGGGCAAUUUGCAACACAAUUUCAUCCACUCAUCAGGCUCCAGUCCCAAACACACCGCAACUAUCGAACGCACCCCUCGAAUGAACAAUGCUCAGCUGGCAGCUGGAGGCACCCUGCUCUCCAGUAAACACAACAACACCAAAUCCCAACCUGCCUUUCACCACUCCCUGCACAACCUGGCUCAGCUGCCGCCGUCCUAUGAGAGCGCCACCAAGCCUGAGCUUAACAGAUACUCCUCGCUCAAACGCCUCGAGAAAGGUCUUGAUGAGUACUCGUCUGGUUACUGCACCACCAAGCGCCGGCCUCACACAGCCCAGCCGGCCCUCCAGUCCUCUCAGCAUCACCUCCACUGGGGUGGAGACUACACCCUAGGUGGGAGAGGAACCCUCCCGAGGCAUGCUAUGCGUCCCUGGAUCCCGCCGCCUCCUUCUGGCAUGCCUGCCUCCCCCACCCCCAAUCCUUACCCUCUGGAUCCCCCGGAGCCACAAUACAACCCCAAUUAUGACACUCUCUCCAAGCCCCCGAGGAAAGUUAAGUCCACCGACCAGCUGCUCAACAUGGGUGACGUCCCUGGCAACACAGGGACCCUGUCCAGGCUGUCCAAGAAUCAGCAGCACCAGUACUACAAAGCCAUGGCUGCUUCCAAUAAGAACUCCAACACGCAGACCCUCACCAGGAAGACCCAGGACAGGAGAGAGGAAAGGCAGGAAAGACAGGAAAGGCAGGAAAGGCAGGAAAGGCAGGAAAGGCUGCUCAUGUCCCCAGACCAUUUGGAGGAGAGGAUGGGGGUCGGCGGGAUGGGCGUUGUAGAUCCAUAUGCCCACACAGGAGGGAUUGUCCCCACGCUGCCUCGCCAGCAGAAGGCCCAGUCACAGCAGAAUGUGUGCGCCACUCCCUCCCUCGACCGACACCACAUGAUUAAGAUGAACUCUCACCCCACAUCCGGAAGAGAGCAAGAGAGGAGCACGGCCAUGCCUGGGCAUAUGAGUGGGGGCAUGGGCUGGGCGGGGGAGAUGCCCGGGGCUGGGGUAGUCAUGGGAACGGGAACACUAGGGGGCCACAACGCCAGGAGGAUGGCUUUUGCGGCGAAAAGGCAGAACACCAUUGAGCAGCUACAUUUCAUACCGGGAGGGGGCGGUGGGGGGUCAGGAGGAAGUGGAGGAGGGAGUCAGGGGAUCAGGACAGGGAGUAAAAAUGAGGUGACAGUGUGAGGUUUGUGCCUAAUGUAGAGCUUACCCCUCGUCAAAGGUACAGGAAUAGGUCACCCUUCUGCAUUUAACUAUUAGAUAUACAACUACAAGGCAUAAAAACUAGAAGUAUAAAGUAUAGUAAAAGUACAACGUGUUUAGGCUAUUCAAAUUAGUGUUAUCUUGUAAUUAGAUAGCUUAAAUAUGAUUACUUAAAACUCUAAGUGGGGAAUAUCUGUUCCAAUUAUGUGAUAGCCUACAUCAGCCAUAUUUUGUAACAAAAUUUGCCAUAUUGCCAUAUACAGCGGUGCCAUUACUUGUAGAAAGACUGACUGGAAGGGUGAAACAAAACUAACUGAAGUGUCGUUCAUAAUUUUGUUUUUAUAUAUGUUUUUCAAAAAGUACUCAGGAGCCAUAUUAGAUAGGGAAUGAGAUGAUAUAUAUAUAUAUAUCUAUAUAUAUAUCUANAUA
This is a messenger RNA of Larimichthys crocea (large yellow croaker), 5321 nucleotides long. RefSeq names its product shisa family member 7a (gene shisa7a). The record is from RefSeq and is a predicted model, not a curated record. Lineage: Eukaryota; Metazoa; Chordata; Actinopteri; Sciaenidae. Gene Ontology annotation, cellular component: postsynaptic density; dendritic spine membrane; postsynaptic membrane. Gene Ontology annotation, biological process: regulation of short-term neuronal synaptic plasticity; regulation of AMPA receptor activity. The transcript has 7 exons. The coding region runs from base 2739 to 4874 and encodes 711 amino acids.